Molecule: messenger RNA, 1255 nt
Organism: Daphnia pulicaria
Lineage: Eukaryota; Metazoa; Arthropoda; Branchiopoda; Diplostraca; Daphniidae
Product: TLC domain-containing protein 2-like
Exons: 6
Coding region: 318-1073 (251 amino acids)
Biological process (GO): membrane assembly; plasma membrane organization; regulation of membrane lipid distribution
Cellular component (GO): plasma membrane
Source: RefSeq, a predicted model, not a curated record
GAUAUUUGUGUGUGUUUGAGCCAUUUACGAAUCUAACUACAAGCUGGCCUAGAUAGCGCUAGUGGGAGUGACUCAAUUUUCCCUCCCAAUCACAAAACUAGUCAAACCUGUGUUGUCUGCUCUGUUAAAAUAUCUAGGCGCGGCAACCGACGUGCGCCACACCGUGUGCUCACAAGAUAACGCCAACAAGGUGGAGUUAAAUGUCAUGAACAGUUAAGAGUUCAGACGGACGCUGAUUUUCUCCGAUGUUUCAGCGUUGUUCACUUAUACAUUUGAAACCCAUUGUGAUUUGUGAAGUUACGUAACGUUUUGAUGAAAUGGCAGACAUACCAAGUGAAAUUGACGUUAAAAGUGAAAUUUAUGGCCCUGUUGCUUCAGCUGUGAGUUUUGUAGGGUUCACCCUAACACACGUUCUGCUAAGACCACUCACGCCAGCUUCCGUUCUGAAAUCAGGUGCACAGACAACGUGGAAAUGGAGGAAUACUUGUAACUCAUUGGUUCAUUCUAUAUUGACUGGCAUCUGGGCGAUGCUUUGUUUUUAUUGGCAUCCAAAAAUGGCAGAGGAUUUAAUAGGAACACAUUCCACUUCAUCACAUUUAUUGGUAUCCGUUUCUGUUGGAUAUUUUAUUUAUGACUUCAUGGAUAUGCUACUGAACCACCGAAAGCGUAGUUCAUACGAGUUGAUGAUUCAUCAUUUCUUCGUUGUUCUCUGCUUUGGAUUGUCGAUGCUAACUCGACUUUAUAUUGGCUACUCAGUUGUCGCUCUACUAGUCGAAGUCAAUUCAAUAUUUCUUCACACAAGGCAGCUUAUGAUCAUCCAGGGAUCGCCGCGACAGCAUUCCGGUUAUCGUCUCAACGCCUUGUUAAACAUUGGUACAUUUCUGAUUUUUCGCAUUCUCACGCUCGGUUGGAUGACUCGUUGGCUAGUAGUACACAGGGAAGAAGUUCCUUUUUUUGCUUACACUCUCGGAAGUGUUGGUCUAGCUGUCAUAGUCUUGAUGAGUAUCGUCCUAUUUUUUCGAAUCCUGGAUGCGGAUUUCAUUAGUAAAAAGGGGCGAAACAAAAAAGAAUAGAAAAUGCACUGCAUGUAGCUUUGACGUACAUUUUAAUUAUCCAUGAUGUGCUUAAUUUCACCACAAAUAUUUCUACGAUUAACUCACGACCAGCUUUUUGUGAUUUGCUAUUCAUGUUUUACUUUUACAGCAGAUUUACGAAUGGCCAUUAUAAAAAUAAAAAAAACGAUUUAAUACCCAUU